AAAAGAAGACGACAAAAUCGUUUCGCCGCUAAAGAGUGGCCUUCGAAAUUAGCAGAGAGCGACAAGGGCUCCUACUACAAUCAAGAAAAAUGGCUAAAAGAUGACAAAGCUCCUGAAAAACCCAUUGAAACUACCGCGGAAUCGAGUUUCAUGAGUUCGUUAGCGAGCGGAGCGAACUUUUUAGGCCGCGAAGCAGCCAAGCGAGAGACGAAGUCACGAGAGGUCCCGCGCCAUAUAAAAAUCGGACGAAGUACUGUUUUGAAAGUCUAUUGUAGCGGGGAAGAAGUUUCAAGAAAAACUCCAGGCAGCGGUUUGUUGUCGAUUUUUCCAGGGAAGUGUCGAACUUUUAAAAAAUGUAUCAAGUAAAAGUCGGCUUGGCUCAACUUGGCUUGUCCGGUGAGAAAAUGAAAACUGCCCGUUGCAAAUAACUAAUGAAGCUUUCUCGACAACAGAAAGGAUCGAACAGAGCAGAGCUUUUGAAAUAAAUUGUUCAUCUGUUGUCGGGUUUCGUUUUCAACUUUUCCUGCUGUGUCACUAUUGUUGCCCCUUCUCUGGUAUGCAUCAACAUUGACAGCUUUGGUGUUAUAAUCUGUUAUAAUCUCGUCACGGGUAAUACGCCGCCAAAAAUCUUUUUCCACUGUUUUCUCGAAAUGAAAAUCAGGGUAAGUUGAGGGUACGUUUUAAACUCCAAGUCGGCAACGCGUGAACCAAUUUGGCUGAAAUUUGGCCAACUUACUAUCAGAUAGUUUUUCUAAAAAAACGUGUCUGCGAAUUUUGAUUUCUUUUUUCGUUUUUUCGUUGUUAGAGUAUUUUUUUCACAGGUAGUGCUAAUGAUUUGCUAUCCCUAACUUCACCUGCUUAUAACAACAAAACAAGCGCACUUGACGAAAAUCUGAGACACGGUUUUUUAGUCAAACGUGUUAAGAAGCGAAUGCGUUCUUAAUUGGCUUCUUCCGUUCAUUUUUGGCUGGACUGGACUUAAAUUUAUAGUGACACCCACUUUCACAAAAAGCUUCUCAUUUCUAAAUCGCGGUUAAUAUUUUGAUUCUUUGAAAGAAAUAAGCAAUAAUCUGGAACUAGUAAGCUUUAAGAAAAUGUAUGGUUUAUGGGGGUAUUUGUUAAAAGCAAAAGCGCUAGGGCCGAUCAACGCGAGGAAGGUGCUUGAGGGUGGAUAAUACCUUAACCUUUCCCUCAAAAGUCACAUAUGUGCCCUUAAGUUAACUGGAUUACAAGUUUAUUGUUUGAUUAAAUUAUAGCGGGGCUCCCACGCGCGCGAAGCGUGCGUGGGACAGAGCCCCAUACUCAUACAAUAUGGUCAACCUCUUUUCGUUUGGUUGUCACGUGAUUGAUCGAGCGUACGUACGUACGUACGCGUCUACAGAUUGUAAGGGUGGGGUAGGGGAGACUAUCAAAAGGGAAGGAGGGGUGUCUCAGGCGUGUCUUGGCAACUCCACAUCUUGUAUAUUGGACAUUCACAAAAUGGUCAAUUGACAGCUGUCAAACCAGGAUAGCCACUGACCAGUAUCACACGGCCAUAUCGCGUGACCAUAAGCGAUACUGGCCUUACUUGAUACCUUUCAGGGCUGCAUCUCGAACGGUAAGCCUGAGUAAUUAUUUAUUUGAUGGUUGUUUUUUAUAUCUAAUUUAAUGAAGUCGAGCGUAGUUUAUGCGGCUAUUUAGUUUAUGCACGUUUGGAAGAUUUGAGACAAUGAUCUGACCGAGUAGCAGGUUUGAUCUAAGCUUACAGAACUUUAGGAAGCCUUUAGACAUUUUCUCACCGCAAAUAGAAAGAAAACGUUCCAAAGAAUAUUUAGUUGUAAUUCUGUCGGUAAAAGAAAGCUUUGAGCGAUUUUCUUGCCUCGAGUUCUUCUUUGAAAAAAAGCAAACACCAGGAAGCCGGCUUAAAACAUAAACUUAGCUUUAAGCUUGAAGACUCAGGAUUUUUAGAGACACUUUAAUACGUGUCUUCGUGAAUGAAAGUUGUCGUCUCUGUAUAUGUUUCACAAAAUUAUAUUUCUUUUAUUGAUUGUUCGAAGUCUAUCUUGCAAUUCGUUCAGUGAACAUCGCAUGCAGGAGUACUCAAAAUGCCGUGCGUUAAAUCAUUAAAUAAGAAUAAACAUAAUAAAUUCUUUAUUUAUGUUGGAACUUAACUCUAUUAAUGUUCAUUCAAACACUCGCCACAUCUCGCACUGCAAAAGUUAGAACCGGCUGGCUGUAUAGGUGAUUUUGGAAGUUUUUUUUAACGGUUUAGCUAAUAAAAGCCCACGCUUGCCUCGAUCGUCCUGAAUAUUGAAUUAGUGCAAUUUGUAUUGUAAAAUUUUGAAAUACUGCGUUCUGUCCGAGGACUGUGUGAUAAAAACAGUACCUCGUAGUACUGUUUCACCUCACAUGUGAUGUAUAAAUGGUAUAAAAGGUUUGUUUACACGCACCCAGAGUUGUUGGCAAGAUUUUGUGAAGUAAACUUGUCGAGCGCAAAAAAGUUCGGCCUGAUAUUUUUUCCAGGCCUAAUUAAUCUACGGUGAUCAAGAGCCAUUAUGGCUCUUAAAUGUGAUCGAAGAUGAUUGCCAGUUUUGUGGUGUACAUAUGAGGCUAUCAACUCGAUGUAAGAUUUGGUUCACUCUUGGGCUGUUUGCAAAUUAUUUUUCUCCAAAAUUACUUAGCCUUUCCCUCAAAAGUUACAUGAAUGUGCUCUACAGUUAACUGAAUUGUGGAGUACAAGUUAAUUGUUUGAUUUAAAUUAUAAAUUUAUUAAUGGGAGCCUCGCUUUUAGCCCUGGCUAAAUCUAUAUAUUAAUUUUAUUAAUGGGAGAUUCGCUUUUAGCCCUGGCUAAAUCUAUAUAUUAUUUGUGCUCUGAACAUUGAACGGUUUUUUGAGAGAGGUUUUCUCAUUGAGUUAGCUUCUUUUUCUUUUCGAUAUUUGAUGACAGGUAUAGAAGGUAGACCAUUCUUCAUGGUCCGCGGGCGGGAGUGUGCGCUAUGAAGUAAGGGUUUAGGAGCUCGCUAGGCCUUCUGGGAGAGAUCGGAAAAACGUGUUGUGUUCUUGUUGGCAAACUUUAUGAGUACGAACAUAUGAGUCUACGGAAUCUGCAAAAUGCUGUGUAAUCUUAGUGAAACUGGAGUGUUGUAACCUAAGAAACGAGUCUCAGACCUGGAAUAAAUACAGUUCAGUUCAAAUUCGUCUACAUUUUGGCUUGAUUCGAAAUUUUGGAUGUUUUCCUCAAAAGUGGUUUCUUGUAUCAUAAGACAGAGCGCCUCUCCGUUAGUUAACCUUCUUUAUUUUUGUCCAAGCUUGCAAGCGGAUGGAAUCCUCCAAAUCCUGCAAUCUGAUUUGUUCCGAGAGCGGGCGGUAUUUUACGAUCUUGCCCACUAACCCGGGCGGAAUCGUUGGCAGCUUCAUUCAAAAGUUUGUUUGUUGUUUGUGAAUGAGCAAAAACCGUCAUUAAUUUUCAAACCAUUUUUUAAAAUUUGCGCUAUUAUUAGCAUUAGCUAGGGAAAAGUGAAUUUUAUUAUUCAGACAAAAAUUCUGAAGGUAGAAUCAAGCAAGUCAGCCAAGAAAACCGUUAAAGUAAAGCAAAACCGGUGGCUCGUGUUAUCGCUUUACUAGCUUUAUAACUGCGCUGUAAGUACUGCAAUAUUGCUUUUAUUCAUCUUUUAUUGGACAUUUUUGCUCUGUUUGUAGUUUUGUUUAUAAAUCUAGAUUCUGCCGUUUUUCAUUGAGUUUUGCCUGGCUAGUUUUCUACUUAUCAAAAAAGGUUGUUGCCGGUGAUUGUAUUUAGCUUUUAAUCUUAAAUAAACAACAUGAAUCGGUUUUCCAGCAGUCGGUUAUCGAAAUCGAUCGCUCACUUCAUCAACACGAACGCGUCCUACUUCAACACACAUAGGUUCGAGAGUGAAGGAAAAUUUUCCAGAAACUUUUAAAUCUCAGUAGGGAAAAAAUAAAAAUGUUAUUCACCGGCCUAGGUCGGUCCGUAUUAGUUGAAAUUGUGCCCUCGGUCUGAGUACCGGUACUCAAGACCUCGGUCACAGUUUCUCCCAAUACGGACCUCCCAGCCAAUAAAUAACGUAUAUUUAUGUCUGGGGGUAGCGUUUGCAUGUCCAGGAUAGAUUCGUUACUAUCACCUUUGUACACUAUUGGGUCCAAAAAAGUGACCUCUGAUUCAGACAUCUCAGUGGUAAGUGUAGAGUUAUUAAAAAAAUAUAUUGAUUUAAAAGUAUAGUAAUGCGUAAGUUUAAGAAAUAGAUUCCAUGUUGCCGUGCGUCUGUUCAGUAAAAGAUCACAGAUGACGUCAAAUGUGGUAAAAACAAUGAAGUCGCUGAUGCUUUUACCACAUUUUGACGUCCUCUGUGAUCUAUUAAUGAACAGACGCACGGCAGCAUGGAAUCUAUUUGUUUUAUACAAUGAUCAGAAAGGGAAAAAGACCGAUACACAUACCUGCCUCGUACCGCAUGACUGUUUGAGGAUUAAUGCUAGUUUAGGCAUUUUUUUAAGUCCCAAACGCUACUUUUUCGUCCCUCGUCGUAGAGUAACUGCAAUUAAUUAGUCUCUUUGUUUUCUUUCUUAGUUCCUUAAACUUCAUGAACAAGUCCUGAGAGGCACUCUCUUUUUCUUUCUAACUAAUUUCAUAACUUCUUUGUUAAUCCGAGGAGGUCUGGAACGUCCUUUGAGUGUUAUCUGUGGUAUAUGUUGAUCAACAACACAGAGCACAAUAUCUUGAAACUUAACCAGACUUGUAUUAAUUCAGGCAUCAAAGAUUACCAGAUCCCAUGGUAUAGAGAGUAAUGAUUCUUGCAGACUCUGAAAAUCAGCCUUUUUAUAACAAUAGACUUUCCACCUAACAUUAUCUGGCCUUCUCAUCUUAGCAUGUAACUUGAAGGUAAGGGGAUGAUGGUCAUAAUCAAAUGCAUUUGGUCUUCACUACUACCUCUUCAAAGAGGAGGUCAUUAUUAGUACGAACGAGAUCCAAAGUGUUUCCAAGAGAACCAGGAUUCCUUGAAUCACGAGAUACAUGCAUUUUCUUCUGAAUCAGAAAGUAAUCAUCUGACAAUAAUCAAAAGAAUCUGUAAGCAUCCGAGUAUGCAAGUCAGAAACCUUGUUCCGUAUACUUCUAGCAUUCAAAACCAAAACAUAUGGGAAAUUAUUAUGUAUAUCAGCAAUAACCCUGUCUGAUGAAAGUGAAGCCUGAAGAUUGGAAUCUAAAGCAUGUUCAGUCGGUUCCUCAAAAAACGAAUCUGAAAAGUUAAAAGGAAAGGAGCAGUUCGUACAAUACCGAGAGUCAUCAGAGGAACUUAGCAUCAUGUACGUUCUGUUGUCCAAGCCGAUGCACUUGGCAUGAUGCCAGUUAGAGCAGCCGUCACGGAGAAUUCCCUUUUGGUUUGAAGCAAAUCGCACAUGGGUGUUUCGACGUGGGAGGCUUUCUUCCAGCGUAGACUCCCGCUCUAUUAGAGGUAUUACCAUGACCUGGAUUGGGAAUAGCUCCUGUUAACUUUUUUCGGGCUUUCACUUGCUAUUAUCCGAAAUAAUCUCACAAAGAACUUCAAAACCGCGUGCCGUGUUGAACAAAACAAACAAAACAAGUUUCCCGUGACGUCAUUCAUGUAUCUGUACUCUAAUAGAUCAUGGGCAACGACCAAUCAUAGCGCGCGUAGCAUUCACGUCAUUGUAUAAAUUGGAAUAGAUGAAGACAAAUGUGCCAAUUUCUCCUCUUCCACAAACCUCUUUUUUUCAUCUAGAUUUAUGUUCCACAGAGAGAACACAUGACUCGCAGGUCUGCUUCACAUGGCUCGCUGGCUCGCAUUUUGUAUACACUCGACAAUGUUUCUUGGGCUAGGUGAUACUCGCUCGUUACGUCGUCGUUAGUCAGAUGUUGAACAGACUCAGUAACAAGUUACGUUCACACUCAUCUUUCACCCAUCUUUCCACCACAAAGAAUCUACAGUAGCUUGUCUCUCCAAGGUCCUCGCCGCUUGGGACGUUUCGCAGGAGAUACGUCUGCACCUCAGCGACAAGAAUUCCAUACUGCUGAAGUAAAAUCUGGUCAGGAGCGCCGAUUUGUCGACCUAGUAAUUAUAUUGUCUUAGCCUUUGCUUGCAAAUUACAGAAAAAAGAUAUAAAUCAAAAAAGAACUUCAUGCGUGCGUGGCUCCCUUGAAAACUGGGCGAGAAGGAGUGAUUUUCAUGUGAAGUCAGUAUUUAUCAUCAACAGUUUUUACGUAGUCACAUUGACAUUAUUUGACUUGUCUCGAAAUACCUGUUAGUUAAGGGUAUUUCAACUUUGCAAAGCGUUAUAAAUGUUGUGAAUAACAAAUCAGUUGCGCCUGUCUCGCCAAAGUCCCUUUACAGUAUGAUUAGUCAUGUAUGCAACAAGUUCUUUUUUGAGCCGCCUGUGCCACUAACUGAAAAGUAGUCUUUCUCGUAUAUUUACCAGGCGUUAAAUUCAUUAUCGCAUUUCUGUCAUUGUAGACGUAGCAGUAUGCGGGAUGUUUGUCACGUGAACCUAGUUUGGUGGCCUUAGCUUACCUCCCACAAGUAGCUCAGCGGUAGUGCAUCUGGACUAGCAACCAGGAGAUCAUAGGUUCGACUCCUAUUGGGAGUACUCGGAUUUUCUUGUUCUGAGCCGCCUGUGUCACUGACAGAAAGUAAUAUCUUUUUUAAGAUACUUCAACUCCCACAGGAAAUCGGGUUGGUCAUCUGGCCAAUGGUUACCACACUCAUAGCUGAGUGACGAUAAGCUGUAAAGACAAUAAGCUUAAAUAAGCUUAAGCUUGUUUUAAAGAAGGUCUAUACCAAGACUGGAGCUCCGAGACGACUCCGAAAGCUGGUGCCUGCUGACCACUCUCGUCUGCUGUGCAAGGCUUAUAUACUUCCACACCUGGAAUAUUGUAGUCCACUAUUAUUAGGGAUUAAAAAAACUCUGAACAACACACCUGAAUCUGCGAACUAAUAUGCCUUAAAAACCCUCUUAAAUUUCUGCUGUAAACAUGCAAUCAGUGGAACAUAGACGGUUCUAUCAAUCUCUUAUCCUCCUUUUUAAAUGUAUAAAAGGAAGUGGGCCUGUUUAUAUUUUCAAUUUAUUCGAUCCUCGUCAAUGGUAUUAUAAUUUAAGGAAUAUUAAACACAAAUUCAUUCCACAAUGCUAUAAUAAUCGAUAUUAUCCCAAUUCUUUUACUUACAAGACUUCGCAUUUGUGAAAUCAGCUACCUACUUAUCUACCUUCUUCUGAGCUGAGUGACUUUCACAAGAAUUUGAGAUCAAUUAACUUAUAAACUUAAAGGUCAGUUGCAAAUGUAACAAGAAGGCGCUCUUGAAGCGUACACCUCGGUAUCGUGGAAAGAAGGUCCUGGAUUCUUUUCGAUAUCAUAACAAAGCUUCAAUUUGUUACAAAUGACCUUGUGGUUUAAAAUUAUACAGUCACUUAUUGGAAAAUUACGUGUACACAGGCGUAAAUACUUCCUUAAAAUCUUAUUCUAUAUUUCACUGCAAUUCUCUUCUUUCGUACUUGACAACAAAUACACCUUUCCUCGUUUAGCAACCUUUUUGUUACUCCCCCUUUGAAACAAAGCCACAUUCUUUCCUUUAUACCUCUUUAGACGAGAAUUUGCAUAUUUUAUAUAACAAUAAACUUUAGACGACACUGGGGUAUUUUGCCGGAUACCCUUCCAUACAAUACCCUUACUUCUCUCUUUUUAUGUAAUAGACGUCUUAACUUCUUGACCGGAAGUCUGCUUGGUGCAUGUCCGCGUCGCUGUAAGCAAAUUCGAUCAUCAUUUCCGUCAUAAAUAAAUUGCGCAUAACAAUAUCGCAGUUCAACUUCCUUUAUUUCCUCUACAACAACGUUAUGUAUAGUUAACUCCACAUGUUCUCCAGCAACGUAACUAACAUAAGAAUACUCCUUUACAAAACUUGCUGAUAAUGCACAAUCUCCACACUGAGGAUAAGUCAUGUACAACACCGCAACAUAAAUUAUUACAUGAAAAACAUUAACACGCAAUACAAAAACAAGCAUGAAAACACCUACUUUUCCAAACAAAACCAAAAAAAUAGCAAGGAUAAUGAUUCCUAUCACAACCUUUGGCGAAACGACGAUAACUGCGCUCUUCUUCCUCUUGUUGACAAUCUAUCGGUUGGUCACAACACAAAUGACUGCACCGCUUUCUCUUUCGAAUUACUCUUGCUGCAGUCUUCGUCAAUUGUCCAAAUCUCUUCAGUCUUAAACGUUAUACACAUUCCUUUUGCAAAACGUUUCUCCAUGUAACUUGUGUAAUCUUCACUUUGUACAAACUGACGUCGUCUAUUUAAGCAUAAUGUCUUUGACUGUCUCAAUAGUUUCCUUUUAUUAACCUUAAGUUCGCGGACCAGCCCAUUCUGAAAACGCCUUAUUUUCUUUUUUUCAGGGGCCUACCGCGAACAGUGUGUGUAUUUGUAUGUGAAGGCGCCAAAUAACACAUCAUGCGUAUUUCAACAAAAUAUUCCCUCCUUCCUCUUCUUAAAUAGUCGCCAAUUUCAUCCCAACUUUCCAAAUCACUGGGAUAAAAAACAGCCAACUCUUCCCUAAUUGGCUUGUCGAUUUCGGCCUUGCAGUCCAAAAAAUAAAAUCACAGAACGAGCAAAUUCAGAUAACCUCUCUGCCUAUCUUUGAUUGGUGGAUUUAAAUCCUCUGUUUAUCAUCUCUUCUCGCCACAGCUGCAAUAACAUAAACCAUUUGUGAGCUACACUCGUAAACACAAACUGAACGCUUUUCCUUUUUAAUAAGAACUGGCAUUUGCAAAUUUGUAUUGGUAAAUGUAUUUACUCCUAAUGUAUGGAUUUAACCAGGGCUAAAAGUGAAGCUCUGGUUAAUAAUCAGGGGCACCCAACGUCACUUUUCGGAAAAUAUCUGUUGGGAAGACAAUUUAAGAUCUAGAAUUUUCGGAACAUUUGUUGUAAAAUUUCUUGCUUGUCUGCCUCUCCUAGGAUUUUCGAAUACCUAAAAUAUGGUAAAAUUGCCCAUUUUUAACGGAUUUUACCCCAAAAAGGUCACCUAAAAUUUUCGACAAGGUAAAUUUUGAUCCCUAUAAUUUUCGGAUCACUAGACUUUCAGCUAGGAAAUCCGAACAGACGAAAAAUUUUAGGGGAUAAAAAUAUGCGUAUAUCUACCUUUUAAGUAAUAUAUAGAUUUAGCCAGGGCUAAAAGCGAACCUUCCAUUAUUAAGUUUAUUAUUUAAAUCAAACAAUAAAACUUGUAUUCCAAAAUUCAGAUAACUUUACAGCACAUUCAUGUGACUUUUGAAGGAAAGGCUAAGUGAUUUUAGAGAAAAAUAAUUUGCAAAGAACCCAAGAGUAAACCAAAUCUUAAAUCAAGUUUACAGCCUCCUAUGUACACCUAAAAAAUAGCAACCAUCUUCGAUCACAUUUAAGAGCCAUAAUGGGCAGGCUCUUGAUCACCGUAGAUUGAUUAGGCCUGGAAAAACAGGCCGAAUUUCUUGCGUUCGACAAGUUUACUUUACAAAAUCUUGCCAACAAAUCUGGGUGCAUUUUACCAUUUGUAUAUCACAUCUGAGGUGAAACAGUACUAUGAGGCACUGUUUUUAUCAUACAGACCUAGGACAGAAUGCAAUAUUUCACAAUUUUGCAAUACAAAUUACACUCAUUCAAUAUUCAGGACGAUCGAAGCACACCUGGGCUUUUAGCUAAACCGUUAAAAUAAUUUCCAAAAUAACCUAUACAGCCAACCGGUUCUCACUUUUGCAGUUCAUGAGCUGUUGUCGACUGUUUGAAUAAACAUUAAUAGAGUUUCACUCCACCACAAUAAAGAAUUUAUUAUGUUUAUUUUUUUGUUUAUUUUAUUGACGUGUAAUCUUCAAAAGCGUUUGAUACUCGCAGCAGCUUGAGUACUCGUGCAGGCGAUGUUGACACUGAACGACUGAAGACAAACGGCACAGCUAUUAAAAUUACAAUAGAGACUACCAACAAUCAAUAAAAGAAAAUAAUUCGGUGAAACAUAUACAGAGACGACAAUUCUCAUUCACGAAGACAAGUAUUAAAGCAUAUCCAACAAGCGCGAGUGAAAUAAUUGUUUUAUUAAAAACGCCCACAAAAUCUCGUUGAAUCUCCCCGACUAGAACAAACCGGAAAAGACAAGGGACUUCCGCUAUUCACAUGUCACACGUCUAUCAAAACUGUCAACGCGCCAACGGACUCGCCUGGACUGCAUGAAUGAAAACUCAAAACAUUGUAGUGAUGAACAUUAGUUUUUUAAAAACUCAUCGGGAUUCUAGGAUUUUACACAGCAGAACAGCUAAAAAAAACCUGGCAGAUAAUGUGAAGGAAAAGAAUUUUUAAGUGACAGCCGUUGAAAUUACUGUGAAUUAAGAUUUUCGGUGCAGUUAUAAAAGUAAGAACAACGGAGGAAAACUAUUACCUCGGUCGCUUGUUAUGAAGUUAGUUGAAGCCAUAAGCUGGUUUUGCUGAACAAGAAAAGAACCUAUACUGGCGCCUCGAUUACUCUAGUGAAUGGCGACAAUGGCUGCAUAGCCUGUAUUUGUAGCUGGUUACUUGUGAUUUAUAUUCUUGAUGUCGGAUAAACAAGCCGCAGUUAUCUAUCGGCGAGUGACUCGAUCAGAGAAUGGCUUCGUGAUCAUGAAGAAACAACACUUGUCUUCUUUCACAGCUGGUCAAGGUACUUUAGUUCCAUGUGUUUUCAUGUGUUUUUCGACAAACUUUCAAACAAGCUCUUGUGGCUUUUUUGUUUGUUUUUGUCUUUUUUCUUUCGAUGAAAUUGCAUUUCUAGUAUUCUAAGAAAUGAAUUGAAACAAUUUGCUUCGGGCACCGUUCUAUCCUUCGCGAAAAAAAAUCUCAGCUAGCUUCCAAUUUUAAACUGACGCGUACACCGACCAUAUAUGGAGUGCAUGGUAUAAUAGCUCAUAUACCAUAACGGCUAAGCCAAUCAAAAUGCUAGAAUUGCAUUAUCCAAUGAUUCAGUUUUUAAUAAAACUAAAUAUUCUUUGAAACGUUUUCUUUCUAUUUGUGGUGAGAAAAUGUCUAAAGGCUUUUUAAAAUUCUGAAAGCUUGAUCAAACUUGAUACUCGGUCCGAUCAUUGUCUCAAAUCUUACAAACCUGCAUAAGCUAAAUAGCCGCAUAAACUACGCUCGACUUCAUUAAAUUAGAUAUAUAAAACAAACAUCAAAUACAAUCAUUACUCAGGUAUACCACUCGAGAUGCAGCUCCAUAAAGGUAUCAAGUAAGGCCAGUAUUGCUUUAGACUUUUCAAGCAAGGUAAAAAACGAAAACGAUGCCAUCCGAAAUCGGAUUUCAGACUUUGACAUGCGACGCAUCUCUCAACGAAAAAAAACAAUAAACAAACUAGCCAUGAAUAACAGAAUACUCUUGAUAGCAGCUGUAUUUCAUUUUUGUACAUCCAGUACAAAAAGGCAGUUAAAAACAUCACAAUUGACACAAAACUCUGUCAGUUUCAGCCGUCAAAGUAAGCAAGCUUCAAGAUGCUGCAUAAAUUUUCCGCAUGAACUCGCCUGUCAAAUUUUGACCAAUCAGAGCAUAAAAAUUAGACGUAGAGCGUGACCAACGCGUGACCUUGGCAAGAAAAGGUCUUCCCCGCCUGUAUUUCUAAAUAACUGACUGAAUUUUCCCGUCCAAGGUUAGCUUGUAAUCAAAAUCUUAAUAGUGCGGGGCCAUAGUGACAUAAACACAACAUAUUUCACAUAACUUUUUAAAAAAAUAAACUUGAGCCUGUGAUCAUUUGAAAACUAGUAACUUGUCAGCGGAUAACUUCAAAAAAGUACUGGACCUCGAUAGGUCGACACCUGAGCGCGCGAUACGGUCAAGUGAUACUGGUCAGCGGAUACCUUGUUUUGACAGCUGUCAAUUGAUCACAACAUUGAUGUGCAAUCAGUGGGCUCAGAAAGUACCUAGAAAGUGUGAGAGUAAACAUUGGUAUGCCUGUGGUGCGGACGGACGGACGGUUGGGCGGUCGGUCGGUGUACGGAAUUUUGGAAUACUUUUCGCCCCUUUCUGCAUUCAAAAAGGAACACAAAGCAAGCUAAUGAUAUAGUGUUAAAGAAAAAGAUGUUAUGAUUUAUGACAAAAUACAAAUCGUGCAGCUGUUUAAUAACUACUUUGUAAAUAUUGUGGAUAACGUGCCAGAAAUAACUGAGCAGCAGUACGAGCGCUAGGCUUCAGCGCACAUCCAAGCAUUAAGGCUAUUGUUGGGAACAAUUGUUCGAAGAACACACGACCGAGGUUAAGCUUUCAGUAUACAAACAACAGAAGAGUUUUUACAGGGUAUAAACACGCGAAAAUCUUGCGGCCAUGACGGAAUAUCUCCUCGACUUCUCAAAGAAUCGACAGGCGUAAUUUCAGGUCCAUUAUGUAAUAUAAUGAAUCACUCGACUGCACAAGGCCAUUAUACAUCACGCUGGAAAAUGGGCCAAGUCACUCCGUUGCUCAAAAAAGAUGACGAGUCUAAGAAGGAGAAUUACAGACCAGUGACUGUGCUGCAAGCACUAAAUAACACCUUCGCGAGGUUCUUAUCCUUUCAGAUGAGCGAAUUCUAUUGCAGCAUAUUGUCGGAUUUUUAGCGGAGCUCCCGCGCGAAGUGCGCGCAGCGGAGCACCAUGUGUAACAAAAUUUGGUAAACUAUCCAUCCGAGAAAAUUUGGUUAUGACGUAG
Messenger RNA from Porites evermanni, 12660 nucleotides. NCBI's taxonomy places the organism in Eukaryota, Metazoa, Cnidaria, Anthozoa, Scleractinia, Poritidae. The record is from the annotation of a GenBank genome assembly.